AGGAAAGGAAUCGGUGAAUCUUCAAACCGUCACGUCUGAAUAGGAUCAAGAUUUUGCUCUCUUACCUUCCCUUUCCGCUUCCUCCUCAAUUAUUCUUUUCUUUUGACUCCUUCACUCCUUUCCCUCUUCCCGCUCUCUAGAACCCCCUUCCCUUCUUCAUAGGGUUCUUCUCUGCUCUUCAACUCCUCAUUUUCUCUCUCCUCUUUCUCUACCUGAAGCUGAAGUUGGUGCAUCAAUGGCGGAAUUUACAAAGGCCAAAGAAUCACUCAUUUUGUCUAUGUCAAUGGCGACUUCAUCCUCAUCAUCUGGAUCAUCGUCUUCUGCACCUGCCAUAGACGACGAUUUCGAGGAUGCUUGUAGUAUUUGUCUUGAACCGUUCUCGCUUCACGAUCCUGCCUCUGUGACGACUUGCAAACAUGAGUAUCACCUGCAUUGCAUACUUGAAUGGUCACAGCGAAGUAAAGAAUGUCCAAUUUGUUGGCAGUCUGUGUCAUUGGAGGACUCUGCUAGCCAAGAGCUUUUAGCUGCUUCUGCGAUUGAAAGGAAUUCUAGGACAAGGCGUCUUUCGGCUAAUAGAACCACUUAUUCUCAUCCGUAUCAAGAGUCUGAUUCUCAAUAUGGAUCUCAUUGGACCGAUGACUCUGAUUUCAAUGAGCGUAUAAUGCAGCAUUUGGCUGUUAUGAUGAGCCGAGCUCGACAAGCUCACAGAAAUGGGAGACAGAGAUCUUCUGAACGGAGUCCUUCUCCAGAGUUUAUGUUUCCGACUCGUCUAAGUGAAUCAACUUUGCAUCCAAACAGUCCAGAAGAGUGUAGUUCUGCUUAUGGUUCACCUGGAGGAAGCUCCCCCAUUGCCCGUGGCUCCCAUUCCCCUAUAUCAGCAAGUCCACCAGUCGUCAAUUUGAAUUCAGGCUCUGCUUCAAGGAGAGUUAUUCAUCAGCCUUCUAGACCCUUUCAAACCCAAUCACCCGACUGUACUCAGAGACCAAAUUCAUCAGAGCUGCUUGCCUUUUCAGAGUCAAUUAAAUCCAAAUUUUCAGCAGCCUCAGCCAGAUACAAGGAUUCAAUUUCAAAAGGUACCCAAGGUUUUAGGGAAAAGCUUCUUGCGCGCAAUAGCUCUGUUAAGGAGCUGAGUAAAGGAGUUCAGCGAGAGAUGACCUCUAGCAUAGCUGGUGUUGCACGAAUGAUUGAGCGGCUAGACCUCAAAUCCAAGCGGAACAUGCAGUCUGGUGAAGUUUGUCAUGAUGGGGAGACCUCAAACUUCUUUUCAAAGGGAAAAGGGGUUUUGGAUAAUAUUAUUGCAAGCUCUCGGGAGAAUCGCGUGGUUACAGAUGGAGAUUUGAAUUUGCACAAAAAAUCCCAGGCCACCUGUUCCAUCACAAGCCAUAAAGAUGUUUCCUGUGCAGAGAGAGGUAAUUGAUGCUGUUUGGCUCAUGGUUCUACUGAAUGCAGUAAGGUGUAGUUAUCAAAUUCGGCUUCUAUAGAAGUAUACACCGUUGCAAGAGACGUCUAUCAAGGAGGCCAAUCUGCCCUUGUUGGUUUCUGCGUCCUGCAAGUGGUAAAUUAUUUUCCUUUCCACAGAAAACCCUUUUUUUUGUUAAGUUGUAAUCUCAAGUAUAUAUGUCUGAGAUUCAAGGUUUGUUUCAUUUUGACUUGUAACUUGGAUUUGUCUUAUGAUGAUUACAGUUGUAAGAUGAUAAGUGAAAUUUAUCUACUCAUUUGAAAAUUCGACACC
This is a messenger RNA of Spinacia oleracea (spinach), 1732 nucleotides long. Its product is annotated as E3 ubiquitin-protein ligase RHF1A. The transcript has 8 exons. NCBI's taxonomy places the organism in Eukaryota, Viridiplantae, Streptophyta, Magnoliopsida, Caryophyllales, Amaranthaceae. Gene Ontology annotation, molecular function: ubiquitin-protein transferase activity. The record is from RefSeq and is a predicted model, not a curated record. Bases 236 to 1417 code for a protein of 393 amino acids.